AUGCCCAACGCCUCUUCCUGGAGUGCUAGCUCUCCUCUGCUGCUGCUCUGGGAGGACUCCUCCGGGACCCGCAUCUUUCUGUCGCUGCUCUACGCAGUCUUAGCUAUCUCAGGAACUUUAUCCAAUGUGAUGGUCAUCUAUUUAGUCUUCUCCUUCAAGAAGCUGCAGACAACCAGCAAUGCCUUCAUCGUGAACGGCUGUGCGGCAGACCUGAGCGUGUGUGCCCUGUGGAUGCCCCAGGAGGCUGUGCUGGGGCUGCUGCCCCCCAAUUCUUCCUCCCUUCGCUCGGCGGAGUACCGGCUGCUCAGAGGGGGGCUCCUGGGCCUCGGCCUCACCGUCUCCCUGGCCUCGCACCUGCUGGUGGCUUUCAACAGGUACGUGCUCAUCACCAAGCUGCCCAGCGUGUACCAGGCCCUCUACCAGCGGAGACACACGGGCUGCAUGAUCGGGCUCUCCUGGGCCCUCGCUCUGCUCCCGGUCCCGCUGCUGCCGGGGCUCUGGACCCUGGGCUCUGCCCAGUCGGACGGCAGCUCUCGCUACACCGCCCUGCUCCUCGCACUGGCCGUGCUGGCCCAGACCGCGCUGCUGCUGCACUGCUACCUCGGCAUCGUGCGGCGGGUGCGGGGCAGCGCCAAGCGGGUCAGCGUCCUCAACUUCCACCUGCUGCACCAGCUGCCCUUCCCCGCCGCGCCGCCGCCGCCUCGCCGCGCCCAGCGCCGCCUCAGCAGCGUCUCCGUCCUGCUGCUCUGCUGCGUGUUCCUGCUGGGCACCCAGCCCCUGGUCUGGGUGAGCCUCCUGGGUUUCUUCCUGCGCCCGGCGCCGCCGGCGCUGCAGGCCGCCAGCUGGCUGCUGCUCUGCUCGCUCUCGGCCCUCAACCCGCUGCUCUACACGUGGCGCAGCGAGGAGUUCCGCCGGGCGGCCCGCUCCGUCCUGCCCCGCGGCGAGGGCCCGGCCACCGCCCCGCCGGCGCCGGGGCACGGGGAGCAGCCCCAGCGCCGCGGCCGCGCCGCACUGAGGGGCCGGGGCAGCGCCAGGGACCCCGGCGGCAUCGCGCAUGUGGGAACGGGCGCGUCCCCUCAGGCCGCUCCGCCACCCCCGCCGGCGGACAGCGCCUGCCGCACUGCCGAGCCGAGCCGGCCCGGCCCCCGCCCCGGCAGCGCUUUUUGCCCUACACAUUCUCCUGUUGCUCCCUUCUGA
Messenger RNA from Malurus melanocephalus (red-backed fairy wren), 1197 nucleotides. It is a transcript of the gene GPR88, whose product is annotated as G protein-coupled receptor 88. Bases 1 to 1197 code for a protein of 398 amino acids. Gene Ontology annotation, biological process: G protein-coupled receptor signaling pathway. Lineage: Eukaryota; Metazoa; Chordata; Aves; Passeriformes; Maluridae. The transcript is spliced from 2 exons. The record is from RefSeq and is a predicted model, not a curated record. Gene Ontology annotation, cellular component: membrane. Gene Ontology annotation, molecular function: G protein-coupled receptor activity.